Hyposmocoma kahamanoa is the source of this 890-nucleotide messenger RNA. RefSeq names its product ribosomal RNA-processing protein 7 homolog A. The transcript is spliced from 2 exons. Gene Ontology annotation, molecular function: RNA binding. NCBI's taxonomy places the organism in Eukaryota, Metazoa, Arthropoda, Insecta, Lepidoptera, Cosmopterigidae. Bases 99 to 890 code for a protein of 263 amino acids. Gene Ontology annotation, cellular component: UTP-C complex; CURI complex. Gene Ontology annotation, biological process: ribosomal small subunit assembly; rRNA processing. The record is from RefSeq and is a predicted model, not a curated record.
GAUCCUCUUGUAUUAGUAGUUUGUGAUGAUCCCAAAAAACUUGAUAGUAGAGUUAAUUGUUAAAAAAAGUAAUUAAUAAAAAACCAGAAUCUACAACGAUGAAGGCUGCUAAACAUACUCUUAAUUUCAAAGCUCUUGAAUUGCAACUCACGGAAGAAUCUACAGCUCCACAUGUAAUAUAUUUGAAGGAACAUUCAGUCAGGGAACAUACGAAGGAUAAACCGCAAGGACGAACUUUAUUAGCAGUCAAUAUACCACCUUAUGUAGACGAGAAGGGCAUCAAAAACGCAUUUAGACAUGCUGGUCCCAUAGAGUCCGUCCAGUUCUUAUUAAAACCCUCCACUGCAGAAGUAAAGCCUAUGAAAAAGUUCCUACCAGACCCUGAAAAAACUACAUUUAAAACUGCAUACAUAGUCUUUGAAAAAGUAGCACAGCUAGACAAAGCAUUGAAGUUAUCAAAACUAGAACCCAUGAACUCUGAAAAUCAUACAUUAAAAAUAGGAUUAAAGAAAACGAUAGAUCAGUAUAACAAUGAUGUCCUACAACCUAAAGCUUUGAAAGAAAAAGUUGAAACAUUUAUGGAAAGCUAUGAUGAAUAUGUUAAAAAAGAGGAGACGAGGGAGAAAAAAUUUGAAGAAGAAGAUGACGAAGGAUGGGUGACAGUUACAAAACGGGGUAAGGUCCAAAGUUUUGCCAGAACAGAAAAAAUUGAAAACAAAAUCAAGGCAAAAGAGGAAAAGGGGAGAAAACGCAAAGAGUUAAAGAACUUUUACACCUUCCAAAUACGAGAAUCCAAAAUGAAGCACAUUGUGUCACUAAGACAAAAGUUUGAAGAAGACAAAAAAAAAAUUGCUCAGAUCAAGCAAAACCGUAGGUUCAAGCCAUUUUAA